Molecule: messenger RNA, 711 nt
Organism: Bursaphelenchus xylophilus (pine wood nematode)
Lineage: Eukaryota; Metazoa; Nematoda; Chromadorea; Rhabditida; Aphelenchoididae
Source: the annotation of a GenBank genome assembly
AUGUCUGGCCCCUCCACGUCCGACGCCAUCAAGAUCCUUCAACGGGAAAACCAGAAACUCCGCCAACAGCUUGAGUCUCUAUCCGCAGCGGCCUCCUCCUCCUACUCAGCCCAAUCCCAGCUGGAGGAGGAGGCCCAACAUCUCAGGGAGACGCUCGACGAAGCUCGCAGAACCCGAAGGAUCUUAACACAAGACAACGAUCGAUGCAACAGGGACAUACAAGCCCUCCGAGAGGCCCUACGCCAGCAACAGCGGGCCUCGGCGGAAGAGAUGGCCCAACUAGAGGAACAAGUUCAACAACUCGCCGCCUCGCUCCGGAUCGAAGAGGAUAUACAUCGCCAAACCCAGCUCCGCCUUGAGGCGUCCGAAGCUCUCGUCAACUCACUCCGCCACAACCUCGAUCAAGAGAUGCGGCGACCGCACAAGAUUCCACGGCAACCCUGCCUCUACUGCUCCUCGCCCCAUCACAAUCCCCUCGACUGUACUACCGUUACAGACCGUGCGGUGCGUCGUCAACUCAUUGGCGACCGUUGUGUCAACUGUUUAGGCAGUCACGACAUCACCGGAUGCCCAAGUCGGAAGACGUGCCUCCAUUGCCAGGCAUGGCAUCACACUUCAUUAUGCCCCCUCGGAGAUUCCUCCUCCGACCUCAGGGAUGUCCCCGGGCCCAGCCGAUCCUCAGGGCCCGGGGAUCGUUACACAUCCAGCUGA